Brassica napus (rape) is the source of this 2369-nucleotide messenger RNA. RefSeq lists its product as uncharacterized. The record is from RefSeq and is a predicted model, not a curated record. The transcript has a single exon. Lineage: Eukaryota; Viridiplantae; Streptophyta; Magnoliopsida; Brassicales; Brassicaceae. The coding region runs from base 772 to 1464 and encodes 230 amino acids.
GAGUUGAUUUCUGAAAAUCCGCCAUUACUGAAGAGGCAUAACGGUUCCAAAGAUUCAAAACUGAAAAAUCUGACUUUCAAGUUAAAGGGUCUCUUUUUAUGAAAAUCAAACAUAUAGAAUAUCUAUCAUUUUUCAAAUAGUAUGUUCUCGAUCAGUUUUGAACAGAUGCGACGGAUCUUGUCGAUCAAAAUUCACGCAUAUUAUCAAUGGCUAUUUUCUGUUCCAAAUUAAUUUUUAUUGCUUUAGUUAUUUUUAUAAUUAUUUAAAAAUGAUUUCUCGAAGGAUUUCAUGGGGAGAGGAGGCUGAGGUGAGAAGAUGUUGAUCUGAUGGUGAUACAGGGGUAAAAUCGGAAUGAAAAAAAUGAUAAUGGGAUGAGGUUAGUUUUUUAAAUAUGGUCACCUUUAGGUGCAUAGACACCAAUUACUCUCUUUUUUUUUUAAUGGAACGGGGACGAGGAAUCCAAAGGGUUAGUAUAUACCAUUAUGGUAGUUCUCAAGGAGGUUCGUUGAACAUGCAGACGCAGAUAUAUAUGCAUUUACUGAUCACAUUAAUCCCUUGGCGAUUUGUUUCCAAAUUCAAAAGCUUUUCCCGAGGUUCAUAAUUUCAUUUACUGCUUGACAAGAAACCUUUUGAGAUUCUACCUCUGGCUCUUCAACAUAUAGAGGCAAAUCUUCUUGAUUUCUUUAAAACGUGUUACCCACCCACAAUAGUAAAUUCUAAGUCUCUUAUCUUCCACAUUUGGUCGCUCUACUCGUUUUCCUUUUAUUUCCAAUGGAUAAUGGUGUAAAGUUCAGCUUGAAACUUCUCAUUGAUGAGAAGAGAAACAAAGUUGUUUUGGCCGAGGCUGAGCAGGAUUUUGUUGAUGUGCUCCUCAGCCUUUUGACUCUCCCAAUGGGUAAAAUCGCUGGCUUGCUCAAGGAUCACAAGACAGUCCUCAGCUUCUAUAAAAACCUUAACAAAAGUGUUGCAGAUAUGGACACUAGUCAUUUUGAGACAGAAGCUUGCAAGAGUAUGUUGUUGGAUCCAAAGAGUAGUAAGGAUACCCAUCGCAAAAGGCUCAAACUGAACAUGAGUUAUACUGUUCCAACAGAGUUCUUUGUGUGCCCAAGUUUUUUCAAGAGUCCUUCAUGUGGAAGCAGGGCAUACAGCAAUUUUAACACCUCAAAAUGUAGCUGUGGAGCUUUGAUGGAUGCUCGGAUUCAUGUCCCAGAAGAAGUUCAAGUUGAACAAGUGAUAGGAGAUAUUGCAGAUGGAGUGUUUGUUAAUUUCCGAUCCUCUUUCAUUGUCACUGAUGAUUUGAAAGUGACACCGAACUCUAUUGGUGUUCUCAUGAAUGUUCUAAAUGAUCUAGGGUACGUUGGUUAUAGUGAUCUGCGGGAAACCCUAAUUGAUGUAGGUUUUGAACAGGUACUUUAUUGCCUUUUUAUUCUUCUUUCUGAUUGUCACGCACGUUAUAGCUCUUAAUAUAUAAUUUUCUAUGGAUGUAGGUGCUGACUCUACUAGGAUGUUUAUUCACUUCAGAAGCUCCCUUGACAAGCGCAUUCCUCAGAAAAACUUGCAUGACAAGUAAGAGGAUGCAUGAAAUGUUUUCUCCACCUGCGCUGGAAAAUGGGAACGCAAAUCCAGGCAGAGUGUGUUCUGUGAAAGUUUUUGUUAGAAAGGUUGAUAGAGAGAUUCUGUAUGCAGAGUGCAAUGAAGACCUCAUUGACUCUCUUCUCACCUUUCUGGUUCAUCCUCUUGAGAUGGCUUGCUCAUUGUCUAAUGACAAUACCAUUUUUGGAUGUGUUGGAAACUUGUGUAGAAGUCAAUGUAGAGGAGAUGCUUUCAAGAGUUGUUAUCUUCCUGACUUUUAUAUUUGUAGUAACAAUAAUCUGAUUUAUUAUGCUCACCAAUCAAUGACAUAUCAAUGUUUGAUUCCUCACCAAGGAUACUCUAGUUUCAAAGUCGCCAGGAACAUCGAUCGGUCUCUCUCCAAAAUUGGCAACAUUGUGAGUACGUAUCCAACUAAUCCAAAAGUCAGGUCUGGUACUUCAUCAAGUUGUGGGAGUGGGUUUAUGAAGAAAAAAACGAAGUUCAUUAUGUCUAAUGAUCUUACUAUAACUCCAAUGAAUUCAUCUUCAACCAUUGGCUUGCUAAGGAAGAUGCAGGUAGACAUCAAUGAUCUCGAGGAGUUUCAGAUCACCAUUUCCAAAGCAGAGGUAUGCUUUUAGUAUUUACCUUCUUCAACCUUUUGUUCUCAUGCAUCUCCAAAGCAGAUGUAUAUCCAUCUAUCCUCAGUUAUAAUCAUUUUUCUCAUGCCUGCAGCUCAUAAGCAUUCUUAGAGCUUCAUUGGUCUCCUCAUCUGCAUUGACCGAUGGUCUCUCAAAUUU